CAAUCUGCAGCCGGCAGCCCUUGGGCAGCAGCCGCUGCUGUGGCAGGGGGUCCGGGACCGCCAGCCUCCACCGCUGGGAGCCUGCUAGGGAGCGAUGCAGCCGCCCGGGGGCUCGGGCAGGAGGCGGCUCUGGGCUGGCAGGGGGGAUGCAGGCAGGCAGUGAUUUGGGACACAGUGGAGGGGCCCACGGUUGCAGAGGACGCCCGCAGAGAUCAUCUCGAGCUGUUGUCUGUGUUAGUGCCAAGGCCUCUGCUAGUUGGUGGAUUCUAGCUUUUCGACUCCUGUGCUCCAUUAGGCUGGUUCCCGCCGGCAUGGAUGGUGUGCCCCGUGGGCUACGGACUUGGGUUCAUUGGUAGGAAUCCUUUGUGCUAGCAGCAUCAGCAGGUAGCAUUCCCCGUAGAGCCGAGGCCUGGCAUUCAGAGAGAAGCCAUGACCGACAUCCCGGAGAGCACGACGGGCCGGAGGUCUCUCACGCUGAAGCGCAGGUUCCUCUGGAAGCUCCGCCAGAAGUGGAAGCUCCUGGGCCUCUUUGAGAUCAACGGGGAGCACGAGUUUUAUGACCUGACCUGCAUGCUGAAGGUGGGGCUCAGGGCUGCCAUCCAAGAGGCCAUUGACAACCCGCCUGUGGAUGCCCUGAGCGACGCGGACUGCAAGGUCGUGCUGAAGCAGGCCCAUGAGGGCUUUGAGAUGCGUACGUACGGCGGCCCGGCCUUUGCUCACUUCAGGCACUCGCUGGGCAUAUCGGAGAAGGAAUACCAGCUGUCCCUGUCCUCCCAGAGCUCCUACCUGCAGUUCAUCAGCAACUCCAAGAGCAAGGCUGACUUCUUCCUGACGAACAACAAAUGCUUCUUCCUGAAGACGCAGAGUAAGAGAGAGAUCCGGUUCCUCCUCUCCAACCUGCCCAAGUACAUCCAGCACCUUGAGAGAUACCCCCACUCCCUCCUCGUCAAGUUCCUGGGGGUUCACAGCAUCAUCGUGGCUCAAGAGAAGAAGAGAUACUUCAUCAUCAUGCAGAGCGUGUUCUACCCCGACGAAAGGAUCCUUGAACGGUACGACAUUAAAGGGUGUCAGGUGAAUCGCUGGACGGAGCCCGCCCCCGAGGGCAGCCAAGUCAUCGUGGUGCUGAAGGAUCUCAACUUUGAAGGAAAGUCCAUCCAGCUGGGUCAGCAGCGCCCCUGGCUCCUACGCCAGGUGCAGCUGGACACGCAGUUCCUGAAGGAGCUGAACGUGCUGGAUUACAGCCUGCUGGUGGCAUUUCAGCCCCUGCAUGCAGACGAAAAGGGCCAGAACCUGUCCUUCGCGGACAUCAUCUUCAGGACCACCAUGUCCCUGAGCAAUCCCGAGAGCUCCCUGCUCCCCUCGGUGUCGGGGAUCGCGGAGGAAGAGUCUGACAUUCUGGUGUCUGAGAUGGUAGCGGGAGUCGACCUCUACCGACUGCGCGAGCUGAACGCGGGGGUGGAGGACGUGAGCCUCCCAAGCAGCGCCAGGUCUGACCGGGAUCUGGCCCGCAUCCUGGCCCAGAACCGGCGCUUGCUGCCCCGCUGCAAGAGCCCCCUGCACUUGCUGGACGGCCCGGAGUUCCGCUACUUCAUGGGCAUCAUCGACCUGUUCACCGUCUACAGCUUCCGCAAGCGGCUCGAGCACCUGUGGAAAUGCAUCCGGUACCGGGGUCAGACCUUCUCCACCGUCAGCCCCUCGGAUUACGCCAGGCGCCUCUGCCAGUGGGUGGAAUCACACACUGUAUGAGUGGGGCCCUGCCCCGGGGCUGAAACGGAUGGCAGCCUCCCAGACGGCCCCACUCACCCGCUGGGAGGGUCACCAGCCCCACAGACUGUGCUGCAAGCUGCCUGCUGCUGAUCGCCUGCACCACCAGGGGGCAGGCUCAAGGCAGCGGUGCCGCGGGGUUACAGGGCUGCUGCGGAAGGAACAUUCCCAGCAUCCUGAGAGCAGGUUUUUGGCAUCAGAACUGAAGUGUCGGAGGGGCCAUGAUCACGCGGGCAGCAGCUGUCCUGCAGCGAGCUGCGGGGAUGGGGGUCAGUAGGUGCCGCAGUUGUCCACGGAACCCAGUAAAUGGGGGAUCUGGGAACCAGUUUGCAUUGCUCCGACGUGGGGUGUCUCUGGGUGCACCGGUUUGCAUCUCGGGUGGUGAAAUAGCCCCACCAAAAUCCAUUCAUGGUCCCCGGAUCCUCUCUUGGGACGAGGAUGCAGCAGGAAGUGUGGAUGGACGGAAAGGGACGGCCUGAUCUCCCCCGACUGCCGGUGCCAUUUCGAUCCCAUAUGAACCCUACCAAGGGCCCCAUCUCCACGGGCACCAAUCUGGGGUUCAAAAGGCACCUGCUGAACCAGAAGCAUGCUGGGAAGCUAAUGACAGGCUCAGCAGCCAGUUCCAGUUUGUGCAGUGAAGUAGCAUGUAGGAUAGGCAGAACCUUCAUCCUCAUCCUAGCCCCAUCAGUCCUAUGCCCUGGGCACCCUGAUACCACUAUCCCCGUGCUGGACUGCCUGUGAUCAAGGGCUAGGUCCUGAAAACCUACCCUCCCUGCUCGCCGAAGCCACUGUCCUAGUGCUGGAUUGGUUUGAUCGAGGGCUGCGCUCCCUGACUAUCUCCAAAGCUGGGCUGGGGGUGAUUAAGAGCCGGGCGUCACAGCAAAGCUGCACUCUCCCUGUGUUCGCUUGCCUGGUUGUAGGGAAGUCAGGAGGCUGUCGAGCGUUACCACAGCCCUUGGCCAGGAAAGUCUGGGACCCUGAGAAUGCUCCUUGAGUGGGGACUCUCCGGCUCGGCUUCUUAUGAACCCCCCGUUGAGUCAGUGCAGCUGGUGUGAUGGGCAUCCAAGAAGCAGGGCGAGCUGCUGUUUGUGUGUGGACAUUCUGACUCCCUGUCGCCUCCCGGCAGGAAUGAGAGAGCCCAUCCAGCAGCUGCCGAGCCUGGUGUUGGCGAUGCCGAUUGAGGGAAGAAACCACUGGGCUUGCCCAAUCUGCAGGGGAAAACAUGGUUGUUU
This is a messenger RNA of Mauremys mutica (yellowpond turtle), 2996 nucleotides long. It is a transcript of the gene PIP5KL1, whose product is annotated as phosphatidylinositol-4-phosphate 5-kinase like 1. Bases 430 to 1746 code for a protein of 438 amino acids. The record is from RefSeq and is a predicted model, not a curated record. Gene Ontology annotation, molecular function: phosphatidylinositol kinase activity. Gene Ontology annotation, biological process: phosphatidylinositol metabolic process. The transcript is spliced from 12 exons. Lineage: Eukaryota; Metazoa; Chordata; Testudines; Geoemydidae.